CCUAUAAGUAAACGAAAGUGAACAAUCGAACGAACAAACGUGUUUGUCAUAAGACUACAUGCUCGUGUGUACACAGCUACUGCUGCAUGUUGUUGCCGUCUUGGAACAUUUUCCCUGGAAAGAAAAGAAAAGGGAAAAUUCACCAUGGCUUUGGCAGCUCCUUUCGAUGUGAUAGACUCACUGAACAAAGAAUUUGAAUGCUCCGUGUGCAUGGACAGGCUUCGAAAUGCAAGAUGUCUCUUUUGCCAGCACACAUUUUGCUUCGACUGCUUGGAAAGUUGCGUGCAGUCGGGCCGCGAAGCAGCGAGCGUGAUCACUUGCCCUGUGUGCCGAGUAGUGACCCGUCUACCUCGGGAAGGAGUGGCGGGACUGAAGGGCAAUGCGCUCAUCAACAGUGUCCUAGGAAAACUGGAAGAGUGGGACAAAACCAAGAAUCAUGGCCCAAAUUCUAAAGGAGAUUCUAAGGGGCAAGGAUCCAAGCCAUGCGAAUCUUGUAAGAAGCCCCGGACGGAUGCCAAGUACUUUUGCCAUGACUGCAAGAAGCAUCUCUGCCUGGAGUGUGUUCAGGGUCGGAAGCAUCAUUCCCAUCAAAAAACUGUGUCUGGACCUGAUGCUGAUCAGAACUGUAAAGUACAUUGCUGGGUUCCUGCCAAGUUAUUCUGCGUUGAGUGUGUUAAGCUGUGCUGUCAUCUUUGCAACCAUCGUGCAAACACCAUAAUUCCUUUGCAGAGGAAGGCAUCUACUGUCCGAACCCUGAUGCAGGGGCUAGUCGACCAAUGCAGCAAUAAGAGCAUUGGAAUUCAGACGACUCACCAUAAAGUCAACAUGAAUAGAGAGAAUACUGUGGAUAUUCUCCAGAAACUGAUUGUGGAGAUCCGUCAAAAAGCAGAGAAGGUGAUUUCGAAGGUAAAGGGUAAAGAAGAGGAGCUUAUGCAGUAUCUUGAAGGGGUUAUGAGAGAGGUGGAGGAAGAUAUGGAAGAAAAACAGAACAAGUGUUCCAAUCUGGAGGAUGGACUACAAGCCGCCGUGACAGAAUGGCAAACUCUGCAGGAAUCCUCUAGUGAUGCAGAGAUGGUGAGGAAACAUGGAAGUAUAGAGAAGAAGAUGAAGGAUCUCCUGAAGGCCAGAGAUGUGACUCCUAGCUCGUCGCUCAUCAUAGCCUUGAAGAAUCCUGGCUUGCAGUUCAUCCCAGGCAAGCUAUACCUAGAGGCAUCAUGCAGUGGCAGUGAGCUUGGAGAAUUGGAAGUGAGACCAUACUGGGAACUUUCCCACAGUGUUGAUGCCACGUAUGAUUCUGUAUCGCAGCUGAUGUACAUGAAGGAUGGCACACUGCUUAUUGCCGAUACUUGGAAUGGAAUCGAUGCUGUCUCUCCUCAUCACUCUUCAGACAUCACCACCCUUGUGGCUGGUACAAUCGUUCGAGACUUGACUGUGCUUGCUGGCAGCACCAUAGUGUACCAGAAUAAUGAAAAGGAAAUCUUCAAAAUUGUAGACAACUCAAGCAACAUAAUGCAUGGAUUUGGUGGCAAGUGGGUCUCUGUUACUUGUUGCCCAAGUGAAGGGCAAGACCUGAUAGUGGUAGCUGACCAGAAUUUCCAUGAUCAAGACAUCUCGUUCAUGGACACCGAAGGCAACCUGGUGAAUACUCUUGCCACGUCCUACAUCAGCGGUGUUCGCUACCUGCGAUUUGAUAAGAGUCAGAAUGCCAUCUUCAUUAACCCUGAUCGAAGGGGUGUACGCUGUCAGAGGCUACGUUCUGAUGGAGUCCAAAAGUUUGUAAUCGCAGAGGAAAACACCCUCUAUCUGGCCGUGGCAUGUCACCAAAGUGACUUUCUGUAUGUUGCCUCUCAAAAGGCUUCUGUCCCAAAUGUUGUCAUGAUCAAGAAGCAUUCUCUUGAGGACGGAGGUCUACUCCAGACACUGCAAGCCAACCUGCAAGUCCCGAACUCUUUCCGUAUGGUGAUGGCUAACUGGAAAGACAAGGUCCUUGCAUAUGUGGAAGGAAGCCAAGUUGUUAUAAUUGUGGCUGAAACAGAUGCUAAUGCAUCUACAGUUCUGCAGCUCUAAUGCAGACCUUUUUGUAUACCAGGUGUUAGGAACUGUUUAUAUCUGAUUUCUUUAAAGUGCCUCAUAUUUUCAGUUAUCAGUCUGUAAGUAUUUUAAAUUUCCAAAAAUUACAAUUAAGGGCAAUUCCACGGUAACGGAAGGACACUCAGACAAGAUUUUUGAACUUCAGGUUCAUACUAAAAGAAAU
Molecule: messenger RNA, 2254 nt
Organism: Strongylocentrotus purpuratus (purple sea urchin)
Lineage: Eukaryota; Metazoa; Echinodermata; Echinoidea; Camarodonta; Strongylocentrotidae
Product: E3 ubiquitin-protein ligase TRIM39
Exons: 2
Coding region: 145-2067 (640 amino acids)
Biological process (GO): positive regulation of DNA-templated transcription
Cellular component (GO): nucleoplasm; chromatin
Molecular function (GO): ubiquitin-protein transferase activity; zinc ion binding
Source: RefSeq, a predicted model, not a curated record